CUACUGCUGACAUAUUUAAAGAAAUGUAAUUUCUAGUACAUUAAGUUAUACAUCUACGGUCACACUGCCGCUUGGGAGGAAUUUUUGAAGAUGUUGGUUGUUUGAUUUUACGCUCAAACUCGUUUCGAUUUCUACGGCGUAAAUGCUGCCCCAUAUACGAAUAUACUACAUAUAUUGAUAGAGCAGAUGGCUCUGCAAGUAACAGUGAAUGGGAAGUUCGGGGCCAACUUGAGGAGGCCCAUCGGACCACUGGACGAUCCAGAGCAAGUGCGCAAAGAUCUCGAGAGUGAGCGUCGCAUAACCCGUUUGAAGCAGGUGCGUGAGAAGUCCAACCACCUGGCACGCCAGAUACGCGAGGAUGUGGCUGCCGAGAAACGGCGUCAAAUCGACAAAUUGGAGCAGGUCAAGCAAAAGGAGCUGAAUGCGUGGCGUGACCAUGUUUUGGUCAAAAAGCACCAGGACUACCGUUCGGCCAUUUUCCAGGUGGGCGCCGCCCAUCGCGCCGCAAAGGAGGAAAACGAACGCAUCGAGCAGCAGAAGCAAGAGAGAAUCGAGAAAAUCCGAAGGUGUCGCAAGCAGGCCUUGAAAAGAUCGGGCAAAGCUAGCGUGGAGUUGCGAGCCACUAACGUAAUGAAUCUGAAUGCGGAGGGACGUGCCUCGGCGGGCACACAAACGACCGUUUUGGAGGACAAAGAAAAUCGACUGGAGAGUGGAUGUAACAAACCCUGUUGCAAGGGCAAACGCAAAAGGACAACCAGCUGCGGAUGUGCCAGCACCGAUGGCGAGGAGGAGAAGGAGGAUGACGCAUCCUCUCAGGACGACUCAUCCAUCCUGCUCAGCGAGAGUCCCGUCAGCAAUCGGCGUCUCCAGAAAACUCCCCCCGUAAUCCUGGACGUGGAAAUCGAGGAAACCAUUUCCGAAACCCACAAGAAUCCUGAAGGUAUGGAUAUAAACGAUAGGUUCAUGCAAACCAACCGCAAAUUCAGCCAUGUCGUGAGACCCAGUGAUGAUGAACCCCAACGGCGGCCGAGAUUUACUCAGAUCAGCGAUUUGGUAAGGAAAACUACUACUACCAUACGAACUGGGCCAACUCAACGAAGGGAAACAGAUCCUGCUCCAUCGGUAUCUGUACCGCCUAGUCCCACCAAAUCUCUGCCAAGAUCGCCCAGGAAAGCUGUAGAGCGUGAGGACCCCGUUCCUGCUCCCCCACUCAGAAAAUCCCCUACUAAAACGGGUAAAGGAUCCCCCAAGAAAACCGCGACGGCACCACGUAAUCAGCCGACAGUAAAGAGACCGGGUUUAAAAAUAAAUCCAGCACCUGCCAAGGUGAUAGAUGCGGGCAUACAAAGAGGUCAGAAGGCCAAAGCUCCAGCUACGCUGCCCAAAGUAACAGCAAUACAGGAGCCAGCAGGGGAACCUUCCCGAAAUCUUCAACCGAUUCCAGAACAGGCUAUGCCACCCAUGCCAAAUCCGCCAUUGACCCAUUGUUAUCCCAUGCCGCAGAAUCAGCCAUACAUGCAUCAGUAUUCUCAACAUCCGAUGCAACCAUAUGCGAUGCCAUACUCAAUGCCAUUCCCCAUGCAAGCCCAGUUUCCACAACCUCACCCGAUGUAUGCACCGCAGCAAAUGAUGCCGAAUCAGCCAGCGGUACGCGUUCCCGCUGUUACUGCUCCACCGAGCACUGCUACGCACUCCACUGUAUCCACCACCACAUUUACCACGUCCACGCGACAGGACCCAAAGGCGACUCAAUCGGGACGUGUUCAGUUCUACGAUCAUAGCAAUAAGUACCAUAGAACGUACGAAGCUCCAACACAGUCGGUGCAGUGCAAUGAGAAGGAUGCCACCCAAAUGACCGCUAUGGAUCAUGCUCGCAUCGAGAACCAGCUGAGGGAACUGCGGGAACAGGAGCUAGACAAGCUUAGGAAAAUCAGUAACGAUCGUGGUCAGAAGGCUCUUGAACGCGAGCAAGUGCGUCGAGAUUGUGCUGAAUUAACGGAAAAGCUGGAUGCUUUAACCCAACAGCAACCGCAGCUCUUGCCAACCGAUGCUAACAUUAUACCUAGCCAUCGGUUCGCGGAUGCGGCUGUCAGGCGAGAGCAGAAAAUGAACGAGGCAAUGGAAGAAAUGCUGCUUCGUCCGGCCAUCAUCACUUGUCCCGAAGUGCGCACCAAACCAACUCCACCAAACUCGUCGCGUAGCAAACCGAAAGCUCCGGUGUCACUCAACGUGGGUGAACCUCCUGUUCAAAUGGGACGGGAUAAACUUGGCAGCACGGAGAGCUGCUGCUCCAUCCUCCUCGACUACGUUGAUGAUCAAAGCAAGCAGCUCAAGUCGGACCUGAAGGCAGAGCAGUCAAACUCACUGAAAUCGAUGAGACUAAAAAGUUUGCUUGAGCGCAUUGAAAGAAUUCGAGUCCAACUGUUGGAGGAGCUGAAGGCGGGCGAGACAGCUGGAUCAAAGGGUGACAACGCACAGGAAUUGCAUAAUAUACGUCAGGAGCGAGCUGAUAUUCUAUCGGAAAGAACGAGGACUUUGAACGAACGAGAAUCUGAUUUGCAACAGAAGGAGGCUAUUCUGGAGCAGCGUCUAAGAAAAUUCUACAAGGAGACAAAAAGUGCAAAAUCCAGUGAGGGUGAGCAGCCAAAAGCGACCGCAAAAGAAGACAGUCCAGUAGAGAUCAUUAUUAAGGUGAGGAGCGACGGUACUGUAAAGCAAUAUGUACCGAGGGCUAAAUCCAAAGCCAAAGCCAAGACCUCAACUGUCGAUAAUGAAAAGGAUGUGCCGCUGGGCUCAACUGGGAGCACACCAAUAGACGAUGCGGAAAAGCAGACGGAACAGGAUCACGGAAAGCGGCCAUUUUCACAGGAUCAGCGUCAGAUAUCCAUUGAUUCCAACUCCACCGCCUAUCGCAGUCUACCGCCAGUAAGCUAUAAAAAUUUGAACUCGGGAGUUCCUUCUGCUCCGGCGGCUCCCGUGUCUGCUCCAUUACAUCCCAUGGUUGUUCAAUACAUAAAUCGUCUGCUGGGAAUGACCCGCCAAAGUAUAGAUGAGAUGGGUGUUAGUUCCUCGUAUGUGACCACACCCUCGACGUCGGUGAUCAACUCAUCGAGAAACGUAACGCCUUGUGCCGAGCCUGAAGCAGGAAGAACAGAAAGGGAUCAGGAUGAGGAGACAGUGAUAAACGAGCAACGGGUGGAAAGGGUGCAGACCUUCAUUGCAGACAAUCGCAGCCUAAUCGAUGAUUUGGAAGCAUCAAUACGUUGCCAGCAGCAGAUGCAAAGGGAGCAACAGUCGCAGGACACAGAGAGAAGUAUGCGCGCCUUCGAUCAAAUAUGGAACAAGCGCUUGGCCAAGAAUCAAGAAGAUUGUCAGCCAACCAACAAAGAUAAAGAGCACAAAGCGGAAAAGACGCAUGGAGAAAGGCCGACUGCACAAGGAGAUAGGAAACAUAUGUCAGCUCAAAAAGAAAACGGCAGAGCUCCUGCUGCUCAAGAAAGGGAGCGGCAGCAGCAAUCACACGGUGCAGUGCAACAAAAAAGAGGGCAAAAGACGAUGAAACAAGGUCAUGGAGGGGUAUCGUUAGGCUUGCCUGCCGAUAAAAGCACAAACCGCUUUGCGCCCGAAAAAUCGAAAUGCCAAUCUACCAGCGAAGAUUCCUCUGCUCGAAACAUGGAACGCUAUGCGCAGCUCACAGAGAAUUGCACCCAGCGGAUCGCCGAACUGACGGAGCUGAUCACGAAAGUGCGCGAGGAGAAGCAGCGACUGGUGGAGGUCACCCUCACAUCGAACAGCGAUGGCGAGCGCCAAUCCACCGAAUAUUUUGAGCUCCCAACUGGACAACAGCCAACGAGAUGCCGAACAUUGUCCGAUCGCAGCGAUUCUCAAACGCCAUCGACCUCGGAAGCCUUGCCGCUGCAGAAGCACAAGCCGACAGCAGCCAGCAGGGAUAGUGGCAUCGCGGACUCGCGUCCAAUAACGGCACAGGGGCAGGUUUGUGUCGAUAUGGAACCCAUCUCGCUGGGCUCCUCAACGCAGAACACAACAGCACGUGGCCGGAUGAAGGCUCCGCCGGCCACGAUUCGCCGGUAUAGUCCUCAACUAGACGCCGAUGACCUGGCGCACGAGCUGUCGACCAUCACAGAAGUGGAAACGCCGGGACAGUCAAAUAUCGUGGCCGCCACACCGUUGCCCAAGCCGUUUCCCAGCUUUGAUCAGUAUGCCAGAGAACUGCAGUUGGAUCUGUCGCGGUUGGAUGCUGAUCAGAGCCGACGGCUGCAGGGCGAAUUUAAUGAGUUGAUCCACGUGAUCAACCAGCGCACUCAAGGAACGGACUACCGUGAGUUUCCAAGCAUUAAUGCCUAUCUUCAUAACAUGACUAGCACCCAAAUCCACCUGGAGAUAGGUCAGGAUGCAGAUCAGGCCACUCUGUCGCCGGGUGAACUGUUGCGUCAGCUGCGUGUGGUCAAUGAUAAUAUCCAAGAAUUCCCCAAACGCCGGGAAUACUUUGAGAAACUUAUGGCCAAGCAACCAGCAGAUCAGAGGGAACUAAUAGACAGUGACCGAUUAGACCAUGAUUCUUCGGAUUCAUUCAAUAUAGAGGAGGAACUCCGCCAGCGGAAUAUUCUGAAGAACUCUUUUCGACGUGGCAAUGCCACUGACACCACAUUGACGGGUCGGGAGGUGGCUAGCAGUACGCGGCGGGAAAGCGUCGCCCCGCAAACCAACGAUCAGCCCAACGAGAGUGGCAUAGAUCCUCUCUCCGGCAGCAACUUUUCCAGCGACGGGGAUCAGAGAGGUGACUGCUGGCAUACCACAAUGCAUCAGAGGCAACAGCAGGUGGAUGAGUUGUGCAGCAGCACCUCGGCCUCGUCGCCAGAACGACGGCCACGAAAGUCGCGGCUACGUGGAGGGCACGACCGGAGUUACAAGUCCAAGGAAGAUUCCACAGUGCAGGAUGCGAGUCAAAUAGGAAGAUCCCUAAACUUGAGGGAAUUUCUUACCCGUGAGCUUCUCAAACAUCGAGGGCACAGCGGCGACACCACUGAGAGUUCAGAUGAGUCCUUAAGAGGACACUUUUUGAAGUCGGUCCUGCAUUCGCUCUCCCCCAGCAACAAUACGCAAACAGCGGGAGUGGGUGUAAGCCAUGCCACCGGGGCAACCAACGACAGACAAAAGACAUCCACACCAGUGGGAUCAUUCCUCUCCAUUCCAGAGAAAGCCGGGUCCGUGAACAGCACCGGUUCUCAACUGUUCUCCGGGGAGAGUCGCAUCUCCCUGGUAAACUAUCCAGAUGGAACUCCACCCAUUCCUUAUGAACAACAAAGCAAACUAAGUACAAAUCAAACUCGCCAAUCCCCAGGUCAAAUAGGAUCAGGUGUCAAGACAUCCCAUCGAAAGUCGCCUCGAAAAUGAUCGUCGAACAUUUUCUCAAUUCGUUUGUUUAGAUUUUAAAUUGUUUUAUCCAUUUUAUGACAAUUAUUUAUAUUUUAAUAAACUUUGCAAUUAUGUGUCCAAAAGUGACUAUCAAAAACGAUUGUAUCAAAUUCGCUCAAUAUGUUAAAUUUAGAAUUGUAUUACCAAUUUUUGUGAAACUUAUUUAUAUUUUAAUAAACUCGACGAAUAUUUAU
Molecule: messenger RNA, 5630 nt
Organism: Drosophila erecta
Lineage: Eukaryota; Metazoa; Arthropoda; Insecta; Diptera; Drosophilidae
Gene: ana1
Exons: 4
Coding region: 187-5415 (1742 amino acids)
Source: RefSeq, a predicted model, not a curated record